Penicillium chermesinum is the source of this 888-nucleotide messenger RNA. RefSeq names its product putative Coatomer subunit epsilon. The transcript has 5 exons. NCBI's taxonomy places the organism in Eukaryota, Fungi, Ascomycota, Eurotiomycetes, Eurotiales, Aspergillaceae. Bases 1 to 888 code for a protein of 295 amino acids. Gene Ontology annotation, molecular function: protein binding; structural molecule activity. Gene Ontology annotation, biological process: intra-Golgi vesicle-mediated transport; endoplasmic reticulum to Golgi vesicle-mediated transport; retrograde vesicle-mediated transport, Golgi to endoplasmic reticulum. Gene Ontology annotation, cellular component: COPI vesicle coat. The record is from RefSeq and is a predicted model, not a curated record.
AUGGAUCCUUUCUCAGCAGAGGGUGAGCUCCUCAACAUCCACACGGCCUUCCACUCUGGCCAGUACCAAAGCGUGCUCGAUUUCGAGACCGCCGCGCUGUCCCCCGAAAACCAACUCCCCGCUCGUGUCCUCAAGCUCCGUGCCCAGAUCGCCCUUGGUCAGACAUCCGAGGUGCUUGCUGCCGUUUCCAGCGAAGAGGAUACCCCUGACCUGGCCGCCGUCAAAGCCCUGGCCCAGCUGGUUGCUGGGGACGCCGAUGCUGCCGAGCAACUCGCCCAGGACCUGGCAGAGAACUACCCAGAGAAUUCCUCUGUGCAAUUCCUUGCUGGAACCGUCCUGCAGGCACAAGGACGCAGUGAGGAGGCGCUUGCCUUACUAGGCAAACACCAGGGUAGCCUUGAGGCAGUUGCGCUUAUUGUUCAGAUCCACCUCCAACAAAAUCGCACCGACCUAGCCCUGAAGGAAGUCCAGGCCGCAAAGCGAUGGGCUCAGGACUCGUUGCUGGUCAACAUUGCCGAGUCCUGGGUGGGCCUAAGAGUCGGCGGUGAGAAGUACCAGUCCGCUUUCUACGUCUAUGAGGAACUCGCCUCCGCCCCCAGCACCAGUGCGCCUCUCUCCAUCGUCGGCCAGGCCGUCGCAGAACUCCACCUGGGCCGCCUCCCCGAGGCUGAAGCCGCUCUGUCCGCGGCGCUGGAGAAAUAUCCAGAAGACUCGGAGUUGAUCGCCAACAGCAUUGUUUUGAAUGUUCUGGCUGGCAAGCCCAGUGCUGAUCUAGAGUCGAAACUACAACAGGUACAGCCCUCGCACGCCCUCCUCGCUGAUAUCCAGGAGAAGAGUGACUUCUUCGACACUGCGGCUGCCAAGUACGCACCCAAGGUCUCAUCCUAG